Messenger RNA from Epinephelus fuscoguttatus (brown-marbled grouper), 3295 nucleotides. RefSeq names its product deleted in malignant brain tumors 1 protein-like. Gene Ontology annotation, cellular component: membrane. The transcript is spliced from 7 exons. NCBI's taxonomy places the organism in Eukaryota, Metazoa, Chordata, Actinopteri, Perciformes, Serranidae. The record is from RefSeq and is a predicted model, not a curated record. The coding region runs from base 1 to 1578 and encodes 525 amino acids.
AUGAACGGUGCAUCAAGGGAGGCAGCACAGGCCUGCUGGGACUCUUCUCUCCAGCACUGGCUGAGCACUACCACUCAGCCUCUGAGGACGACUGCCAGUGUCACACCUGGAAAAGUUUCUCAAACAACACCUGGACCUUCAGUGAGACUGGUCAACUCUGCCAGCCGCUGCUCUGGCAGAGUGGAGAUCUUCCACAAUGGCCAGUGGGGAACGGUGUGUGACGACUUCUGGAAUCUGAAUGACGCUCAGGUGGUUUGUCGACAGCUGGGCUGUGGCAGGGCUGUGGGUACACCGCAAGGGGCACACUUUGGACAAGGCACUGGACAAAUCUGGUUAGAUGACCUUCAGUGUUCAGGACGUGAGUCUUCUUUACAAGACUGUCCACAUGGCGGAUUAGGGAACCACAACUGUCGCCAUUCUGAGGAUGCUAGUGUCAUCUGUGAAGAAAUUGCUCCUCCAACACCAAGUGUUCCAGUGAGACUGGUCAACUCUAACAGCCGCUGCUCUGGCAGAGUGGAGAUCUUCCACAAUGGCCAGUGGGGAACGGUGUGUGACAACUUCUGGAAUUUGAAUGACGCUCAGGUGGUUUGUCGACAGCUGGGCUGUGGCAGGGCUGUGGAGGCACCACAAAGGGCACGUUUUGGACGAGGCACUGGACAAAUCUGGUUAGAUAACCUUCAGUGUUCAGGCAAAUCUCUCAAGGUUACUGUUUUUCUAUUCUUUGGUGUUUUAGACCAUCAACCUGUACUCCAGGCCUCUCAGCUCAUUUGCUCCCCUUAUCAGCUUGUAGUUGGGGUGCAGCUGGACAGCCUGCUGUCAGCUGGUUUGAACCCAUUGUCUGGUCACCUGGCAGCCCCUUACUGUACAGGCUACAGAGUGAGUCAAAACACUGUCUGGUACCAAGUGGCACGUCAGGCUGGCAUCUGCGGAACUGUACUGACGACCAACACCACCCAUGCCAUCUACUUCAACAGCUUGUAUUUCUACCCUCCAAGUAACGGGUCCAUGGUUCUACCUGAGAUUAUUACAUUCACCUGUGUUUAUCCCUUGGACACCAAAACUAGCCUAAACACUGAAAUCAGACCACAACUUCCUGGGUAUGGCCUCAUGGGGUCAGGUUCCAGAGCCAGAGCCUACAUGAAUCUGUUCUGCGACUCCAGUUUUUCAAACAGCUAUCCAGGGGGCCAGGUCAUCCUGCCAGUGGGCUCUGCACUGCAUGUGCAAGCAUAUGUGUUUGAGAAUGAUCCAAGCUUUGCAGUUGUUCUGCAGGACUGCUAUACCACAAACUCUUCAAACCCUGAAGACCCCGUGCGAUACUAUCUCAUCCAUUCUGGGUGUCCUACUGACUCUCAUCGUGUGUCGGUGGUUGAGAACGGCCUGUCCCUCCGUGCUCGUUUCUCUGUCCUGCUCUUCCCUCUCCAGGAUGCAGACCAGUACAUCUUCUUACACUGCAGAGUACGCCUGUGUGACAACAGGAGCCAAAGCUGUGCUCCAGUCAGACAUCAAUCCUCUCACUCAGUCGAAAUAAUCAAUCUGCAAUCAGUGCUUUAUACCCAACCACUGGGUUUAAGUCUUUGAUCAUUCUCCCCCCUCUUAUUUCACAGUUUUGCAGAAGACGGACGUAUCGUUCUGUUGAUGACUUUGACCAGUUUAUAUUUGUCUCUGCUGGACUAAUCACCUGUGACUACAAAAUACAAUCUCAUAUCUGAGCUGAUGUCUCAACACUGUGAACUGUAUCAAAGUUAUAAACAUGUUUUCUUCUCCUUUCAUUCUGAUCUUUAGGGAUGGACUGACAUCUUAAUGGAGUGAGCUGAUAAACUUAUUAUUAUUUUGAUUUUGUGUGUGUGUAUCAGGAUAUUUGUGUCAAACAUAUUAUGAGACAGUGAAAGCAAUAGUGAUUACUUUUUGUUGCCUGUUUAACCCUCUCAUGCCAUCCAAAAUUCCUUCUUUCUAACAGAACAUUGUGUUUAGGUGUAUAUUAAUAAAUGUACUGCAUGCUUUGAUAAGACAUGGAUCAGGUUCAAUGGAGAGGAAUACAGAUAUAUAACCCUUUUGAUUUAAACAUUCACAUAGCCUCUUGUGUCAGACAAAUCUCUUUCAUUUCUUUACCAUUUUUUUUUCCAAUAAAUGUUUUCAGCCCAACCCGUCAUAGUUAAAGCCCCGAUAAGUAUGAUAUGAUCAUUUUUUGACUUUGUUGACCACUAAUAUUGGUAUCAAAAAUUAUACUACUGGUAUGUAGACUGUAGAGCACAAAAUAGCCUGGUGACUGACCCUUCAUGUCUUUAUUUUUUUCUCUUCAUGUGAAAAACUGCCUGGAUGUUAUUGUUGGAAGCUCACAAGAGAGAUGUGUUUGGUGAUUUUUAUCCAACAUGUUGACAUUAUGUGCAUGUUUUAUGAGCCGUGUCAAAGCCUAAAAGUCUAAUUAUCAUUGUCUUGAGAAGGACAAUAAAGGUUUUUUUCUGAUCUACACAAAAAGGUGUUUUGUCUUAACUAUGUUGUCAUUGUCAAUUAUUAAACAGGGUAUCUGCAGGUUUCAGUAAGUUAAAUUUAAGACUUUUUAACACCUUUUUAAUGCCAUCUUGAAUGGAAUUUAAGACCGAAAAAACUAUAAAUAUAAGCGAUGGUUGGGGGAUCCCGCUGUACUAUAACCAGUGCUGAAUUUGUAAAAUUAGAAGUGGGGGAACACUUUUUUAAGCGGCACCAGAGCCGCUUCACUGCGCAACUCCGAAUGGAAUGGUUGUGACAUCUAGUGUUGUCACGGUACCAAAUUGGGACCCAAGGUACGAUACCAGUUAAAGUAUCAUGGUUCUGAGUAGUAUCACGAUACCACAGCAAAAAUUAGGCAGAUGUGCCUUUUGUCAUUUAUAAAAAGAUGAAUCACUUUUCUAUAAUACAUCAAUGAUAUUUCAAUGGAAUAAAUUACUUAUUGACUUAUUCAUAGAAAAACAGCAUCAAUCAGUGAUUAACAUAGGGGGGAUUGAAAUAAAAUAAAUAAAUAAAAUAAAAAUCAACCAGCCACCCUCCUCCCCUGACAAGUAAAGAACAGUCCCUAAAGUGCGGUGAGGUUUGUGGACCAUUACCUGCCACAGAGUGAAAUGUGAACGGCAGUCAUGACGCCAACAAAAGAGGAAAUUAGGCUACUGGACCUGGGGUCGGAUUUCUCUGUUGCCACCGGUAAGCCGUUAUUUUGCGCCGCAGAGCCUCUGUAGGCUAUUUGACCACCAUAUUCCUGUCUGUGACCCCCGUUCAACCCACAACUUGCAUGAUUCACCUUUCAUUUCUGCUGCUGGUUGAA